AUAGGAAAAAUUAAUUUUCAAACUCCAAAAGAAAUAGGAAUUCUCAUGUUGAUGAGAAUUGAUAUGAUCUAAGUCGGUUUAUUUCACUUUUUAUAGAGCUUCUGCUUCUUCUUCUCUGCCCUUUUCACUGCAUUGGACGUAGUCAAGAAAAGAAGAAACGAUGGGUUUAAAGGAAAAUGAUGAAGAUCGGAGUCCCUUCCAGUGCUUGCUAGAUGCGGCUGCCUUGGUAGAGAGGUUGGACGAAGAAACGAUGAGACUGAAACUGAAACAAGGGUUGAACAAAAUUGACGACAACAACUCGUCUGGCGUUGAUACCCGACCCACAAACUAUACAACUGUGAGAAUAUUUGGAACUGAUGUUAUAAUUGCUGCCAUCGACGAAGACGUGAUUACGAACCAGCCUCCAGCUGGUUCUUCAAAGAAACGAAAAGAAAGGGUUGAGUCAAGUAGAGCAAAGCAGCCGAUGCCGAAACAGAAAAGGAAAAAGCUCAAGCACGAGGCUACUUUUGGGGCUCAACCCUGUUUGCCCCAAAGGUUCAAAGAGAUAAUCAAAUGCAUGGAUGGAAGCGAGGAGAAACUAAUUAUACAAAAGGCACUCUACAAAACUGAUUUGAGCAAGCACCACGGACGUCUCUCCAUACCCAUGAAUCAAGUCGAGGUCGAGUUUCUUACAGAUGAAGAGCUGAAACAAAGCAGCAAGGAGGGAUAG
Messenger RNA from Gossypium arboreum, 709 nucleotides. RefSeq lists its product as uncharacterized. Bases 161 to 709 code for a protein of 182 amino acids. The transcript has a single exon. The record is from RefSeq and is a predicted model, not a curated record. NCBI's taxonomy places the organism in Eukaryota, Viridiplantae, Streptophyta, Magnoliopsida, Malvales, Malvaceae. Gene Ontology annotation, molecular function: DNA binding.